This is a messenger RNA of Nymphaea colorata (pocket water lily), 906 nucleotides long. Its product is annotated as glycine-rich RNA-binding protein 2-like. The record is from RefSeq and is a predicted model, not a curated record. Lineage: Eukaryota; Viridiplantae; Streptophyta; Magnoliopsida; Nymphaeales; Nymphaeaceae. Gene Ontology annotation, molecular function: RNA binding.
CACUUUAGGGCUUCUCGAUCACCAGGGGCGGGUUGGGUUACACCCCCCUUUCCUGUUUCUUCUUCGUUCGGUUUGAGAUAUUUGUUCUGCGGCGGCGGCGGUACUUGGAGGGUUCUGGGCGGCGACGAGGGCGAGGAAGUGUUCGGAAUCGGGAUCUCUAUCUUCCUUUCUGUCUAUCUUCAUGGCUUCUGCGGAUAUCGAAUACCGUUGCUUCGUCGGUGGCCUCGCCUGGGCCACCGAUGACAGGGGUCUGGAGGAAGCCUUCAGUUCCUUUGGGGAGGUCAUCGAAUCCAAGGUCAUCAGCGACCGGGAGACGGGCCGCUCCAGGGGCUUUGGCUUUGUCACCUUCCGUGAAGAGCAAGCCAUGCGCGAUGCCAUUGAGGGGAUGAACGGGAAGGAGCUGCACGGAGAUAUCACCGUCAACGAGGCCCAGCCUCGUGGCGGCAACGGUGGUGGUGGCGGAGGCGGCGGCGGUUUCCGCAGCGGUAACGGCGGUGGCGGCAACGGCGGCGGCUACGGCAGGAGGGGUGGUGGCAACGGAGGCUACGGUGGAGGAGGCUACGGUGGAGGAGGCUAUGGUGGGGGCAGCCGCCGUAGCGAAGGCGGAGGCUACGGCAGCCGCGGAGGCGGUGGCCGCUAUGGCGGCUCCGAAGGAGGUGAUCGCUACCCAAGAGGCGGUGGUGCUUCCGAUGGAAACUGGAGAAACUAGGGUUUACUUUAUUUGUUAGGUUAGGGGUCCGCUUCCGUCCGUUCUUGCUCGUCCGAUCGUCCGUCCGUCCGUCUGCCGUUGACUUUAAUUGUUAUGCUAUUAGGCUACUGGUGCUUGUCUGGUUUUUGAUACUCUGGUUGUGAUUGCAUGCCUGGAAACUGUUUCAAUGAGUAAUAUGUCUGCGCGUUUGCUUUUUU